UUCAUUACAGGAAAAAAGAUUAAUUUAACAAAUAAAUAAAGCCCGACCAUCUAAAAUCUUCACUACGCUCGAAUCCGGUACUCUGAAUUCCUGGGUGGAACAUCCCAAAAUAAAAAAUUCCUGGAUAGAAAUUUCCAAUCAAGAAAAACUCUAACCCCAUCUCAAUCUCAUCAAAUGACCACCUUUACUCUGACCCCCUUCAUUCCCACUAGCCAGAGAUGCAUUCAGCCGCCAUACUCUUGAGUUCCAUCUCGAAUUACCCUCCAGGGAUUCACCUUUUUCAUUCAGAGCUUCAGAAUUUUCACCCAAGACUUAAUCUUUACACUCAGCCCAUCAAAAGAAUGGCUUUUUCAGGUGGGCUAGGCUUCAAAAUCAGUGCUGGAGGAACUACCGCUGCCUCUGGUGAUGGUGGUGGUAGUGGGUUUCAGACACUGAGGGAGUAUAUGGGAAGAAGGGAAGAACACGUUGGCGAUGAAUUGGUGGUGCUGUUUAGUCACUUGGAGUAUGCUUGCAAAAGGGUUGCUGCUCUUGUGGCUUCACCUUUCAACUCCAGUCUUGGUAAAGACUUCAAUGUUGCUGCUGCCGGCAGUGCUGAGAGGGAUAAGCCUAAGCCACUUGAUAUCGUCGCAAAUGAGAUUAUAUUGUCUUCUUUGAAGAAUUCUCGAAAAGUUGCAGUGAUGGCUUCAGAAGAAGAUGAUGCUCCAGUUUGGCUUGCUGAUGAUGGCCCUUUUGUGGUCGUUUUAGAUCCUCUGGAUGGUUCCCGGAAUAUUGAUGCUUCUAUUCCUACUGGAACAAUAUUUGGGAUCUAUAGACGCCUUGUAGAACUGGAUCAUCUGCCGACAGAGGAGAAGGCAAUGCUUAAUUCUCUCCAGAGUGGAACUAAGCUUAUUGCUUCUGGCUAUGUUCUUUAUUCAUCAGCUACAAUCUUGUGUACCAGCUUUGGGUCAGGAACACAUGCAUUCACCCUGGAUCACUCCACGGGAGACUUCAUUCUAACACAUCCAAACAUUAAAAUUCCUCCUCGAGGGCAAAUAUAUUCUGUCAAUGAUGCUCGGUAUUUUGACUGGCCUGAAGGCUUAAGGAAAUAUAUCGAUACUGUUAGACAAGGCAAGGGCAAACAUCCUAAAAAGUAUUCAGCCAGAUAUAUAUGUUCUCUUGUUGCUGAUUUCCAUCGAACGCUCUUGUACGGUGGCAUAGCUAUGAAUCCAAGGGAUCAUCUUCGUCUUGUAUAUGAAGCUAAUCCACUCAGUUUCCUAGCAGAGCAAGCGGGAGGCAAAGGUUCUGACGGUAAAGCUAGAAUACUGUCCCUCCAGCCUGUCAAGCUGCACCAAAGACUUCCUCUGUUUUUGGGAAGUCCAGAUGAUAUAGAAGAGUUAGAGAGUUACGGAGAUGUUCAGCAGAAAGUAAACCCUGGAUAUGAUGUCUGAAAAUGCAUUUAGGUGUUGCCAUUUGAGAAUUUCUUUGAUUUGUUGCUGAAAUCUCUGGCGUAGUUGCUGUUCACGCCCAGUUUGCUCUGAGCUCUGGUGAUAUGGAAUGGUUGUAGAUUGUAAUAUAAGUGUAAAUGUGAAAAUUGAGAUCCAGUUUUGUCUCUAUUUCAACUGAUGAUGUAUUGAUAUUUUUUUAUGAUGACAAAAUUAUGCACUGAAACCUCC
This is a messenger RNA of Sesamum indicum (sesame), 1652 nucleotides long. Its product is annotated as Inositol monophosphatase family protein. Lineage: Eukaryota; Viridiplantae; Streptophyta; Magnoliopsida; Lamiales; Pedaliaceae. Gene Ontology annotation, cellular component: cytoplasm; cytosol. Gene Ontology annotation, molecular function: fructose 1,6-bisphosphate 1-phosphatase activity. The record is from RefSeq and is a predicted model, not a curated record. Gene Ontology annotation, biological process: fructose 6-phosphate metabolic process; fructose 1,6-bisphosphate metabolic process; gluconeogenesis.